Messenger RNA from Perkinsus marinus ATCC 50983, 1319 nucleotides. RefSeq names its product sphingomyelin synthetase, putative. The coding region runs from base 18 to 1259 and encodes 413 amino acids. The transcript has 10 exons. Gene Ontology annotation, biological process: ceramide biosynthetic process. Gene Ontology annotation, cellular component: endoplasmic reticulum membrane; Golgi membrane. Gene Ontology annotation, molecular function: sphingomyelin synthase activity; ceramide cholinephosphotransferase activity. The record is from RefSeq and is a predicted model, not a curated record. NCBI's taxonomy places the organism in Eukaryota, Perkinsozoa, Perkinsida, Perkinsidae.
UAUUACUUUUCAUCCAUAUGGUCGUACUAUCUCGUCGACAUUCGUCGAGUUUCUUCGUCGAUCUACUGCGGUGGGUGUUGCUUCCACUUCGGGAGGCAUUCUCCCCGCAAUUCCUCGCAGCAGCAGUCUGGCUCUUCUCCUGCUCCGUUUGGAACUGCAUGGUGCAAGUUUACAUCGAUCGCUUGUAUGCACAACGAUACUUCGGGAAUCGACGCUGGGAUCCCCUACCCGAUGCGGGGUUCGCUCUUCUCCCCUAUGUCGAAGAGCCCGAUCUGGCUGAUCAGUGGCAGACUUUUAUUCUCGGCAGCACAUUGAUUGCAUUCAUGCUUCUGCAUCCACAGAGGAUCAAGGUCCUGAAGCGUUUCUGUGCCAUACAGGGAUCCGUAUUUCUUCUGAGGAGCUUGACGAUAGGGGCUACUCUACUCCCAAAUCCGUAUAGCCACUGCGUCAACGAGCAUAGACACGACGAGAACAUUUUUUUCGAGGCUCUGGCCGUAAUGGGCGGCACCCGGGCCACCUGCGGGGAUGUGCUCUUCAGUGGCCAUGCUGCUAACAUUACGAUCAUGGCCCUCAUAUGGAAUGAGUACUGCCGCCAUUUUCUGCCCCCAAGUGCCUAUGUUACGGUACGAUCAACUGGUAUGUGGAAUGCCAAGCGGCGUACUGGGUUCAACCGGGACUACUUAGCAUUCGCUGCUUGGAUGUUGGGUUACUUCCUACCCAAGGUGCUCUGCCCUAUUCUUGCUGCUGCGGGAUAUGUGGUGGUCAUAGCGACACACUUCCACUACACUGUCGAUGUGCUCGUGGGCAUAUUCGUAGCAUGGAAAAUGUGGAGGGUCUACCACAUGUAUGUCCGUUCUCCCAAGCUUCUGCUGAAAGCACCCUUCUUGAGAUGGUUCGAGGAGCGAACAGUGGCUGAUUUGUUGGAAGCGAAGUCUGAGCUGAGGCGGAUUCGAUCGAGACGAAAAAGGAGGAUGUUCGAGGACCGAGAUGGCGGUGCAUCGACGAGCACGGCUGCAACAGUGAGCGACAAGUUCCGUGGCUCGAUGAUGGCCCGCCGGUUAGACUGGUCCAGCAGUGACGACUGGUCUAGUUCGAGUGGUCGGUGCUCGUGUGCAUCGUCCAUCCAGCCUGUUAGCCGUCGUCGGCAGCGGCCCUUCAUCAGGGAGUCCCCCUGCUGUUACGCUUGUGGUGGUGUACGAUCUCCUCUGGGCACUCCCCGUGGGAGUAGCACUGCGGACAGUAGUGUUGGGCGUUUUUGACCCAUUUCUCUCCAUGUAUAUAACUGAAUGCGGCGGGGUAGCUGAAUGCCUCCGUAGCGA